Messenger RNA from Oncorhynchus mykiss (rainbow trout), 2905 nucleotides. RefSeq names its product protein Wnt-9b. The record is from RefSeq and is a predicted model, not a curated record. Lineage: Eukaryota; Metazoa; Chordata; Actinopteri; Salmoniformes; Salmonidae. Gene Ontology annotation, biological process: neuron differentiation; multicellular organism development; cell fate commitment. Gene Ontology annotation, molecular function: cytokine activity; frizzled binding. Gene Ontology annotation, cellular component: extracellular region.
CCGCAGUGGACCGAAGUUUGUGUGGGCCACUUAGGAGGUGAGCCUGCCAGACGGCACAGACUUUCCCAGUGCAGAAUCAGCGAGAUGAAGAGCAGCGUCGACCCGUCAUCAUGUGCUCUAGGCUCCCAAGGACUGCCUGCCUACUGCGACUCAUUGAGCUCUGUAUCCUCCUCUCGCACACUGCAGCAUAUUUUGGGCUGACAGGCCGAGAGCCCUUGGUCUUUUUGCCUGCCCCGUUCUCCAAUGAACCCCCAACGGGAAAAGCUCACCUAAAACAAUGCGAGCAGAUGACACUGGCCCGUAGGCAGAAACGACUGUGUCGCCGUGAGCCGGGUUUGGCGGAGACGCUGCGUGAAUCAGUGCGCCUCAGCCUCUUGGAGUGCCGCUAUCAAUUCCGGAACGAGCGCUGGAACUGUAGCUUGGACGGCCGCGGAAGUCUUCUGAAAAGAGGCUUCAAGGAGACGGCCUUUCUUCUUGCGGUGUCUUCAGCGGCAUUGUCCCACGCACUAGCAAAAGCUUGCAGCUCAGGCCGAAUGGAGAGGUGCACGUGCGAUGACUCCCCAGGAAUACAGCAUCGCGAGGCAUGGCAGUGGGGUGUCUGCGGUGACAACUUGAAAUACAGCACCAAAUUUCUCAAGAAAUUCUUGGGCCAGAAGAGGGUCAGCAAAGACCUGAGGGCGCAGAUCGACUCCCACAACAUUAACGUUGGAAUCCGGGCAGUGAAGAGUGGCCUGAAGACUACCUGUAAGUGUCACGGCGUCUCCGGUUCCUGUGCCGUGCGGACCUGCUGGAAGCAGCUGUCCCCGUUCCACGACACCGGGCAGCUGCUCAAGUUCCGCUACGACACGGCCGUGCGUGUGCUGAGUGUUACCAACGAGGCCACCGGGGAGACGGAGCUGGCGGGGGCGCGUCGCCACGGCCAGAGCCACCGGUCCACUGACCUGGUGUUCCUGGAGGACUCCCCCAGCUUCUGCAGGCCGUCACGCUACUCUCCCGGCACGGCCGGACGCUCCUGUGCCAAGGACACCAGCUGCCAGAGCCUUUGCUGCGGGCGCGGCUACAACACGGCCAUGCACCUCACCACCCUCUCCUGCCACUGUCAGGUGCGCUGGUGCUGCCAUGUAGAGUGCCAGACCUGUGUCAGGGAGGAGGAAGUGUACACCUGCAAAAAUACCUGAAAAGGGGGAGAGAGAGAGAAAAAGAUGGGGAGAGGAAAACGGCAACACACUGAGAGAACAUUCAAAAUGGCAGGGCUAGAACCACUCAGACAUUACUCUUGAUAAAUUGAAGGGUUUGACUUUUAAACAUACCCUUACCUGCCUGUUCUGAACUGAUAACUGUUUUGGGAAGCAUGGGAAUGGAACAAGGUCAUAAUGUUGUUGGUAGUUUGCCACUUGUUGGAAUCGAACAUGCGCUGUCUCCUCAGAUGAGGCAGUAUCAAGACCACUUUCUGCUUUGCUCUUACUGAAUGCACUGACAUCACAGACCGUAAGUGAGAGGGAGAGAGGGUUGCCUUGCUGGACAGUUAUGGGCAGGGAAUGGGCUCUUCACAAGGUACUGGAAUGAACAGUAGGUCGCCAUCAUUAUUUGGCAACAUCAUCUCCGUGGGAGCGCUGACAGUUCCAUUGGUCCUGUCCUCUUGUCGGUCUGUUCCUUAGUCAGUUUGUCUAACUGCUACUAUGCUGUAGUGCUUAUAUCAAGAUUUAGAGCAUUUCCAAAGCGCCAGAAAAUGCCAAAAAGGAAUCUAGAGCCUCUUGACUUCUGUCUCCGUCUGCCUGGCUGUCUCAUUUGCUGUUUGCUGGUCUCUUUAUUUGCUGUGAGAGCAGUCUAAGGGUUCAUUCAAUAGAAAAAUGAAGCACUUAUGUUGGCCAUGUUAUGUAUAGUACUUUACUCCUUUGCUUUAAGGUGAGAAAUGUAUCUGGGUUAAUACUGAUAUCCACCACACACCUUAAAAAGUCCCAUUGAAUCACUGGAUGUCUGAACAUGGAAUGUUAGUGCCGGUUGCCUAUAAUCAUAGCUAGUUAGUAUGUAAUUUAUGACUAAAUGCAGUCAUAGGGUUAUUGUGUGGUAAAGUAGACCUGUUGUCUCUUGUGAGAAUGUCUAUGAUAAUACUACAUGUUUGACAUUGUUAAUACAGUAAAGGAAAAAUUCUAAGGAAAUUGCACUCAAACUAAGGGAAACUCCAAACACUGUACAUAAAAACGGUUAUGCAAAGUUCUUCUCUUGCUCACACUGUAAAGAACUUUGCUCUAUUUUUUAUUUAUAAGUGGGCAUGUCUGCACGCACUGUGCUGUACUUUCAAGUGUGUUCCCCUGACCAAAUCAAACAGUUUUCUCUACAGUCUAAUUCAGGCACAUCUUUGUUCUCUAAUGUCUUUGAAAUGGCCCAAUCAUGCUGCUUGUUUUCUCAAUUACCAAUCAGAGAAAAUAGCCGUAUUUGACUCCGCCAUUCCUCCAGCUCUCCAUGCCAGACCUCUGUGUCUGUCCGUGGGUUAGGGUUGAAGGUCCAUAUCUGCCCCUAGGGCUUUUAGGCACCCAUUUAUGUUUCCAAUAUUUUACAAUCGUUUCAGUUCCCUGUGCCAGUGUUUAUUUUCUUGUUUAUGCAGAGAUACAGAGUUAUGUACAUGGAUAUAACUCAUAUCAGGCUCAAAGCAUAUUAGACAGUGGAAUCGUAUAUAUCUCUACCUCAUCAGGUCUUUGGGCAAUUAUCAUAAUGAUUUAUUUGCCUUGCAAAUACUUCCUUGUGUCUGUCAUGAAACUAAAGUCAAACUUUUAGAUCAAUGUACAAUUCCUUUAAACUUGGUCAUAGCUGUAUACUGUAUCAAUAUUAUUUACAUUGUGACAUACUGUAUAUUCUUAUUUAAAAGCAAUUAAAAUAAAUCAACAUAUACAUUUGUAAAAAAAAA